Molecule: messenger RNA, 633 nt
Organism: Cooperia oncophora
Lineage: Eukaryota; Metazoa; Nematoda; Chromadorea; Rhabditida; Trichostrongylidae
Source: the annotation of a GenBank genome assembly
CUGUUCCUAAAGUGUCUUAUAUCAUUUUUUUAUACAGGAACGGUUUACUUGUGGUCCCUGGACAACGAAAAACCUAUAGGUGAAUUGGAGAAACAUGAAGCUCGCGUGUCUCGACUCGCUUUUCAUCCGAAUGGUCGUCAUUUAUAUUUUUUCAUACAAAUUAUUUAUGACUCCUCAUGGCGGAUGUUUGACGUUGAGACCAGUGAAGAAUUGCUGUUUCAGGAAGGGCAUGCAAAGUCGGUAGCUGACGUGGCAUUUCAUCCAGACGGAUCUGUGGCGUUGACCGGUGGCCUAGAUUGCUAUGGACGUGUAUGGGAUUUGCGUACUGGUCGAUGUAUUAUGUUUUUAGAUGGUCAUACAAAAGAGCUGUACACUGUUGAGUGGCUUCCUAACGGGUAUGAAAUGGUCACAGGAAGUGCUGACAACACUAUAAAAGUAUGGGAUCUCCGUAUACGUAAGAAUACGUACACUAUGCCAGCUCAUUCUAGUGUGGUUUCCAAAAUCAAGGCAGAUUAUCAAGGACAGUAUCUGGUAUCAGCCAGUUAUGACAAUUCUCUUAAGAUAUGGUCGUGUUCCGGAUGGCAACCAUUAAGACAGUUGAAAGGACACGAUACGAAGGUAAUGUGUGUUUGA